Molecule: messenger RNA, 2421 nt
Organism: Ipomoea nil (Japanese morning glory)
Lineage: Eukaryota; Viridiplantae; Streptophyta; Magnoliopsida; Solanales; Convolvulaceae
Exons: 4
Coding region: 228-1673 (481 amino acids)
Molecular function (GO): RNA binding
Source: RefSeq, a predicted model, not a curated record
ACUAAGUAUACAACAGGCAGCGGCGCAUUGUUUGUCCGCGGCGACUGGCGAGUCCGACGACAAUCAGCGGCGGCUUAUUCUUAAGAAACCAUCGGCGACGAGCGACGGGCAACCGGCGACAACAUCGAUUUUUCAGCGACGAUUGUAUUUUUCUUCGCACUUGGCUCAGUUAGCCGGUGAGUCCUCUACUCCUCUAUCCUUAUCCCUGCAAUACUCUCCCACUUUCAAUGGCGUCGACACUCUCCAGAAGGGUUUUCCGCACUUCACCAUUUUCUUCUUUCAAUCGGAAAAAGUUUCCGAGCAAUCUCCAAUCCGGUCUGUUGAGCUCCGUAUUCGAAUCUGAUUCGGUGCGAUUGUCAUCCUCGUAUGGUUCACGAGAACAAUGCAAUGUCGCUGCACUCUGCCCCAAAAGAGGUCUGAUAUACAAGGAUUUCGGGAGAGGAACUGUAAUCAGGCCAAAAUACGGAUUCCAGAAUCUCAAUAUCGGGCGGAUACAUUUCAGUCGGUUUCUAUGCACAGCUCACGGAGCUCUCGAAUCAGGAGGUGGUGGUGGAAGCAUUGCUGUUUCUGAUGGUUCUGGCCAGGCUAAGGAAGCUAAAGUGAAGAGGAAGAAACUGAAGGGUAAAAGGGCAGUGGUGAGAUGGUUGAAGUUCUUCAGGUGGAAGAAGAAGAAAGAGUUCCAGAGGAUGACUGCUGAGGAGAAAUUGGUUUACAAGUUGAGAAAGGCUCGCAAAAAAGAAGAAACGCUUCUUGAAGCUUUAGAGAAGAUUGAACCUAAGGAGACAUCAGAAGCUACCCAUGAUCCAGAGAUAUUGACACCCGAAGAACACUUCUACUUUUUGAAGAUGGGGCAGAAGUGCAAGAAUUAUGUGCCUGUUGGAAGACGUGGGAUAUACCAGGGUGUGAUACUUAAUAUGCACCUGCAUUGGAAGAGGCACCAAACACUUAAAGUAGUUGUGAAGACAUUCUCUCCAGAAGAGGUUAAGGAAAUUGCCGCAGAACUUGCACGGUUGAGUGGUGGCAUCAUUCUUGAUAUUCAGGAUGAUAACACCAUUAUUAUGUAUAGGGGAAAGAAUUAUGCUCAACCACCAACCGAGAUAAUGUCCCCCAGAAGCACUCUUUCCAGGAAUAAGGCUCUGAAUAAAUCCAAAUACAGGGAUGCCUUGAGAGCUCUUAGGAGAUAUAUACCUAGACUUGAGCAGGAUCUUGAGUUGCUUCGAGCACAAGCAGAAAAUAAAGCUAUUCUCUCCGAAGAAAACCAAUUAAUUGGCUCUGAGGAUUAUGGUUCUGACCACCAUUUGCAAUUGAAAACUGAGGCAACCAAAAAACUGAAUGAAGUAAUGCCACAAAAUGGUGAACAUGAUGAUGAAAAUGAUCCAAUGAUGGAAUCUGAUAUAGGUGAAGAUUCUGAAGAUCUUUCAGAUAUUUUUGAGACAGAGUCUGAGGAAGAGAAUGAGGAGAGGAAUGAGAAACCUCUAUAUUUGAAUGCAUUUGAAAAGUUCCCAGUUCAUAGCAAUGGGGAAACAGAUGAUUUUGAGGAACAUUUGCGUCAAAUAUCUGCUAAUUCAAGGAAAGAGAAAUUGCAAGGUAGAGAUGCGAAGUCACCAGAUCUAGAUGAAGUUGAUCGGAUGAUCCUGCAAGCCGCAUCACUUUUGAAGAAAAAUAGAAGAUGAAAGCCUAUUUAUUGAUUACUGGAAAGAUCAAUGAUGAUUUCACCUCACCGUGUGAUGAAAUGAAAUGAUGGCUAAGGGUAUGGAUCCUGAUAAAUUAAUAUAUGGUUGUGAAACUAUUGGAGAAGGGGCGUUAAGAGAACAAGCGAAUGAAACAUUAGUAGAAUCCUUGUGUUAAAAUGGGGAUAUACUGAACUAUUGAUGUCACUUAAUGAAAUCGGAAAGCAGGGCUUCUCCCUAGUGUUAAUAUCUCUAGCACUUCAGUUCAUGGGUUGAACAGAGUGUAUUACCAACCCUAUGAAGCAAGCAGCACCAGAAGUAGCUCGUCGGGUUCAAUCCUCUUCACUAAAAGUAAAGAAGUAUGGUACGGAAACUUAUUUGACGGUUGUACAUGUGUAUGUGUCUGAUGAUGAUAUUUGGUAAUUAGGAGAUGUGGCAGUGCAGUUUGCUGUUGCAGAAGAAUGUUGUUUGGUGUAGCAGAUGGAUGCCAGUUCUCCAAGGUGCAAGGUGAUCUGGUGUGAUUGAAUGGACUUCUUUCACUAGAUUUAUGCUAAUCUCAGAUUUUUCUCUUUAGGGCUUGGUUCUUUGAGUAUCUUUUUCCAUUCUUUGGCCAGGUUGUGCCCAACACUUCUCAUAGAUUAAUAAAACAUUAAUUACCGAAAUGGUUCAUUGACUAUAACGAAUUUACCAAUUUAGUUUUUUACUAUUUUUUUGACUAAUUAAGUCUCUCAACUUUAAAAAUUUUAACCAA